Messenger RNA from Loa loa (African eye worm), 1419 nucleotides. RefSeq names its product small nuclear ribonucleoprotein Sm D2. The transcript is spliced from 3 exons. The record is from RefSeq and is a predicted model, not a curated record. NCBI's taxonomy places the organism in Eukaryota, Metazoa, Nematoda, Chromadorea, Rhabditida, Onchocercidae. Gene Ontology annotation, molecular function: RNA binding. Gene Ontology annotation, biological process: RNA splicing; spliceosomal snRNP assembly. Gene Ontology annotation, cellular component: U5 snRNP; U4/U6 x U5 tri-snRNP complex; precatalytic spliceosome. The coding region runs from base 263 to 628 and encodes 121 amino acids.
UACGUUUACAAAAGUGAUGAAAAUGAUGAGUGUACUUUUUCUCGCUCUGAGCGCAAAAACAAAAACUUUAUUAGCUCUCAUCCCAAUGAAAUGAAUAGUUCAUUAUCUCAUUUCAUUCCACUUCAUUAGUGAUCGUAUUGUGUACCGCAAGAUUGACAUUGUUUCGGCUUAUUAUGUAAUAUUCUGUUUAUCCGUACAGUUCUUAGUUUUCAGUUUUAUUUUUGGGAAUUUAUUCCGACAAUAUUGCGUUUCAUUCAGGGAAAUGGCCACGUUAGCAAAGCCUCGAUCUGAAAUGACUCAGGAAGAGUUAGCAGCUAAAGAACAGGAGGAAUUCAACGUUGGUCCACUUUCUGUGCUUACGCAGUCAGUAAAGAAUAAUGCUCAAGUCCUGAUCAACUGCAGAAACAACAAGAAAUUGCUUGGUCGUGUGAAGGCUUUCGAUAGGCAUUGUAAUAUGGUACUGGAAAAUGUUAAAGAAAUGUGGACAGAAUUACCAAAGACGGGAAAAGGGAAGAAGAAAGCAAAGCCCGUUGCGAAGGAUCGUUUUAUCACGAAAAUGUUCUUGCGCGGCGAUUCCGUUAUCAUUGUGCUGAAAAAUCCAGCAGUUGCAGUUUCAGAAUCCACCUAAUAGUAAGAUAAAAUCUGUACGUUUUUUGAAGAAUCGAGAAAACACAACUCUCGUGUAUUGAGUUUUUUUUUUUUGUGUCGUUUUUCCAUUUGCUGUUACCUUUUUGAAACAUAUAUUUUUAAAUACAGAUGGAAUCAAUUGUUAAUCACAACGCAUUUAGUACCAGAAUCCAUCCCAUCAUUCGUCAGAAUGUCGAAAUAUCCUCUUGCACCUUUUGCGAUUAAUAUUCAGGACAGAAAAUUUUUAGAACCAAUACAAGAUUUUAGAAAACUGUUUUUCUGAUUCUUAGAGUGCUUGUGCUUGAUUUCUCGACUUGUAAACGUAUGUUGGAAGUAAGGUCAUUUUUUGUGCAUCUGGAUCUUGUGGCAGUUUACUUACUGGUCAAUGAGCGUAAUUUAAAGACACAUUGUUACCGUCAGAUGUUCAUAUAUAAAGAGGAUACGCUAUGAAGAAUGUAGCUGAUCUGUUUGUUCAGAGUAUGAAGACUACUUUCGGAACAAGGUGUGCAUGUCUUGAAUAAAGAAAAAAAACUGGUUUUGAUUACAAUUGUUUGAUGUAAAUGUGAUCAAGGAAAUCUUGUCGACUUCAGAGAUUAAUCCCAUGCGUAAAUAUUUCAUGGCCUUUAGAUAUUCAAAUGUUCGGAAUCCCAAAUUCCCGUGAUCAUUACUGAACUCGGAGGAAAUAAUUUAAGAUUACUGAAAGCAAAUGAUUCAAGGUCUCUAAAGUCCGAAGAAGUUCCAGUGCACAUCCCCAACAUGACCCGAGUAGCUUUUUGCGACGACAAUUUGUCA